UAGCGUUCGUAAACAUGAUGAGCCCUGAGACAGUGGCGCCGAUAGAAUCGAGCAAUUCAUCCAUGGCAAACACGACCACGCCGUUACCAGAAGGCCCACGUGGAGUUGAUUUGGUCAGCGACGAGCUACUUCGGGUUGGUAUGUUCGUAAACUAUGGUAUUAUCGUCGGGAUAAUUGGAGUGGUAGGCGUAUUUCUGAACGUAGUGAAUAUAGCCGUGUUUGUUAAGCAGGGCUUCAAAGACCCCAUCAACAUCACGCUCCUUGGGCUGUCUAUAGCCGACAUCGGAGGGCUGGCGAGCCUCAUUUGGAUGAGCCUGUGCUACAACCCGCUGGUGGUUGACGGGUUGCCGCAUGUGGAUUUCAUCGGCGUCCAGCACAUCACCGCCGGUUGGCCACACGUCUGUUUCACCCGCGUUUCCUGUUGGCUGACGGCCUUCAUCACGUUCGAGAGAUAUCUGUGCAUCGCGUUCCCUCUCAAGGUCAAGAGCAUUCUGACGCCUAGAAGAACCGCCAUUGUCGUCAUCGCGAUAUUCACCAUUAUCAUUUUAUCCGUUGUUCCUGUCUACGUCGCCAUCCACUUCGCCUCGUCUGUCAGCGCCAGAACCAACAGCGAGGUCAUAAGUAUAGCGUACAUUCCAGGCGGCCCUGCUCUAGAAAAUGCCUCGCUCUACUGCAGCACGUUCUUCCAGUUGUCGUCCUUUGUCUGCGUCAUUGUAUGCACCGUGGGGCUAGUCUACAAAAUUACCGAGAAGUCAAAAUGGCGCAACACUACAUCCUCAGCGUCCAAAAACGAAUCCAUCUCCAACAGAGACAAGAAGGUCGUCAAGAUGGUCGUGGUGCUGUCUGUGGUGUUCAUCGCCAGCUUCACGCCCGUGGUUGGGAACCUGAUGGCCAUGCUCAUAGAGUAUGAGUACACGGUGGGACGCAAGCUUCAGAACACAUUUUUAUUCUGCGGUACAUUUGCUUUUAACUUGGAGGCGCUGAACUCAAGUUCCAAUAUUUUUGUCUAUUUGAAGAUGAGCAGUAAAUACAGGGAGGUCUUGUUUUCAAUGAUGAGAAAGAAGAAGACACCGAAAGCAUAA
Molecule: messenger RNA, 1082 nt
Organism: Lymnaea stagnalis (great pond snail)
Lineage: Eukaryota; Metazoa; Mollusca; Gastropoda; Lymnaeidae
Source: the annotation of a GenBank genome assembly